This is a messenger RNA of Amoebophrya sp. A25, 1025 nucleotides long. The record is from the annotation of a GenBank genome assembly. NCBI's taxonomy places the organism in Eukaryota, Dinophyceae, Syndiniales, Amoebophryaceae.
ACUAUUUAGUUGCUAAAUAAAUUACUACUAAUUAUUACUUAGGAGUUAGUUGUAAGUUACUAGUAAAAUUAUGAGUUGUAGUUAGCAACUAAACUAGUACUACAAGAUGCUGGGCUUUUUAAUGGUUCAGUAGCAAUCUUCAACUUACUUCUAGUACAAGAGAAGUACCCAUUGAUUUAUCAGAACCUUCUUUUUAGUCGUUGUUGAAGAGUUAGCUCAACAAGCACAAAAAAUGUGGUCUCCUCCUGGAGGAGGUGCGUUUGGAGGUGGUGGAGGACCGCGUGCUUCUAUGGCAAGCAGUUCCACAGCACCUGGACCUGCGAGAGGGAUGCUUGGUGGUGGCCCCGCCGUUCAGCCAGCACGGCUCUCACCCUUGGGUCAGGCAGUUAUGGCUGAGGUGAAGAUGGCCCAGUUGCAGUACGGCAAGGUCCUAGACUUGUGUUGGGAACGGUGCUGUGCUUCAUCAGAUGGGAGCGAUUCAUCUACUUCAGCAACAUCCAGUGACAUCCAGCUUGCACCCUUAGAAAAUAGUUGUGUAGACCAUUGCUUGCACAAGUUCUACGAAUUGGCAAGCGUAGUCGCGAUGGAGUCAGCGGCACAGGCGAAAGAAAUGACUGAAUGGCGAACAUCAACAAAGAUAGCACUUGGGGCAAUUGGAACUGCCGGAUUGCUGGGUUUUCUCUACAUCCUUUUCCGAGAUGAACAGGAGGAGAAAGAAGAGGAAGAGGUGGAAAUAGGCCAAACUGGUGGGAGCAGGAGGACGUCGUGGGGACGGUAAUCAUAAAUCCUGGACAGCGCAGGAAUAAAAGCUUCCAGCUCACCAUCUUGAGUGAAAAGAUAAUUUUGUUCCGAUACAGCAUCCCCAUCCCCAGGAGCAGAGUGCGCUCAACAGGUGGUAACCAAAACACUAGUACCUCAAAUCCCCCUUGUAUCCUCACUCAGAGAUUUUGAGACUGAUUCUUCUCUUUAGCACUCUUUUGCUAUCUUACAGCGCCAUUCGACUCAGAGAUCGUACAGAUACUACG